Episyrphus balteatus (marmalade hoverfly) is the source of this 1040-nucleotide messenger RNA. Its product is annotated as U3 small nucleolar ribonucleoprotein protein IMP4. Gene Ontology annotation, cellular component: small-subunit processome; nucleolus; Mpp10 complex. Lineage: Eukaryota; Metazoa; Arthropoda; Insecta; Diptera; Syrphidae. Gene Ontology annotation, biological process: rRNA processing. The record is from RefSeq and is a predicted model, not a curated record. The transcript has 2 exons. Gene Ontology annotation, molecular function: rRNA primary transcript binding; snoRNA binding. The coding region runs from base 84 to 992 and encodes 302 amino acids.
UUGUAUUUUAUUUCUUCGGCUUGAUUCUUUCUAUUAAUUUAAUUUGUUUAUAAUAAAUUAUUAAAAAAUAAAAUAAAAACAACAUGCUACGUAGACAAGCCCGUUUACGACGAGAAUUCCUCUACAAAAAAUCAGCCGAAGUCCGUCACAAAAAACUACAAGAUAAAAAAGAGUUGCUAGAAAACAGUUUGCAAAAAAAUACACAAAUUCAUGGCAAUCUCCAGAAGCAAGCAAUUCAACUUCAAGACAAACUCAAAUACAAUGUUGAUGAUCCAAAUGGUGUCACCGAAGCAAAUAUCGACGAUGAAUACCGUUGGGCUGGUUGUGAAGAUCCCAAAAUAAUGAUCACAACCUCUCACAGUCCUUCAGCACGUCUUAAAAUGUUUGUCAAAGAAUUGCGUCUGCUAUUCCCCAAUGCACAACGAAUGAAUCGUGGUAACUACGAGGUAAAGCAACUUAUGCACGCUUGUCGUGCCAAUGAAGUGACAGAUUUCAUUAUUGUCCAUGAACAUCGAGGUGUUCCGGACAAUUUGGUUAUCUGCCAUUUGCCUUACGGUCCGACGGCAUUCUUUAAUAUCUCUGGCGUGGUAAUGCGUCAUGAUUUGCCAGAUGUUGUGCCAAUGAGCGAACAGAAACCACAUCUUAUAUUUCAUAAUUUCAAAACAAAGUUGGCCGAAAGGACAAUGAAUAUAUUGAAACAUUUGUUCCCAGUUCCGAAGAAGGAUUCCAAACGUGUGAUGACAUUUGCUAAUCAUGAUGAUUACAUUUGUUUCCGUCAUCAUACUUAUCAGUAUGUGAAUAAGGAAUUGGAGUUGAAGGAAGUUGGUCCGAGAUUUCAAUUGAAGUUGUAUCAGAUUAAAUUGGGUACAUUGGAUGAACUGCAAGCUGCUAAUAUUGAAUGGGUUUCAAGGCCGUAUAUGAAUACAGCGGCUAAACGAAGAUUUUUAUCUGAUGAUGAUGGGUGGGUGCAAGAUGACGAUAAUAAUGUGUAGUUUAAUUUGAAGAAAUAAAAGCGAUUUUAUAUAAAAAGAAAUAAGGUU